This is a messenger RNA of Medioppia subpectinata, 417 nucleotides long. NCBI's taxonomy places the organism in Eukaryota, Metazoa, Arthropoda, Arachnida, Sarcoptiformes, Oppiidae. The record is from the annotation of a GenBank genome assembly.
AUGAUAAGUAGAAAUUUUAGCGCAAUUACGUGCGUGUCCUGUAAAACAAUAUUUCGCAGGAAUGCCUCUAAGUAUGAGUCAUUUAAGUGCUAUUUUGAAAACAACUGUCCGAUCGAUGUCUUGAGGCGACGAUUCUGUAAGAAAUGUCGUCUAAAAAAGUGUUUCGACGUCGGAAUGAAAAGAUUUGUGAAUGUGGCCAAACAUAUAGAGGCGUUUGACAGUUUGUGUGACCAGGAUCAAAUCUCUAUUAUUAAAUAUGGGUCUAUCGAGACGGGCCUAUUGAGGUCUCUCCUAAUGAAGAGAAUUUUUGUCCGAGACUUUAAGGCAUAUAAUAAUAAGUUUUGCGAUGAAAAUAUUUUUAUUAAGAUAUUGGGCAACGACUGGGACUCCGAUAGAUAUGUCAUAGAUUUGACAUAA